This is a messenger RNA of Paramuricea clavata, 3882 nucleotides long. NCBI's taxonomy places the organism in Eukaryota, Metazoa, Cnidaria, Anthozoa, Malacalcyonacea, Plexauridae. The record is from the annotation of a GenBank genome assembly.
AAUGAUUUGAAAAGUUGUUUGCCAACAACUUGGCAAAAAAGUAUAUUCCCGGAUGAUGUGGGACAUAUUUUCAAUAUACAUUUCUUAUCAAAUAUAACUAACCGACUAGACAGAAGCAGAGGCCCAACUACGAUAGUUUACAUAACUAUACAGUUACCUUUUUAGAUGUCUAAACGAAAGGCCGCUAACAUUUCAAGUGUCGGAAAAAAGGAAGAAAAAGAGAAAAGAUCACGAGAUAUUUUAACCGUCGACCUUACGCAGGACGAUGAUAGUGACAAUAGUCAACUUAACGAGUGCGAAAUCUUUAUUCCAACAACUAAAAAAGAAAAAAGCGAAGAAAAUGAUGCAGAAUUUUCCAGUGAUCCCGAAUCAGUCGAUGGCGGCGACGAAAAUUAUCUUCAUUCAAAUGAAGACGAUUUGCCACACCUUUUUCAUUACAGGGGGGAUAAGAAGCUCCCAAUUUAUAGUUAUACGAGUCCUGACCUAAAAGAAAUCUUCCAGAUCUGUUUAAAGAAGGACACUCCUGCCGACCGAAUGACAGGAACCAAACCUACAAGCAUUUCUACCACAUCAACCUUUGUUGUCGACCAAAAACUUGCAAAUAUAAAGCAUCCAUUUGAUGUAGAAGCAGAUGAAACACUUGGUGCUUACGAGAAAAAAGAGCAAACUAGAUUUUAUGAAGUAACAGUUAAUGACGAAGGCGAACUUUUUAUCAGUUCAGAAGUUUCGGUGAACAAAAACAACAAAGGCAGCGUCGUUGGAGGCACCUGCAACGUACGCGAUGGUCGAAAUUGGGUUCGUCAGAUUGUGGGCAAAGAGCACUUGUACGCUGUAGUUAGAAAAAGAGCAGUGCACAAGAAAACGAUGGAAAUCCAUCAGACAGCAUUUACAAGAUAUGUUAUCUUCAUUAUGCCAAUAGCAGAAUAUGAUGAAGUGUAUAGUCGUCUAAAGAGUUUAAAGUCGUAUACUUUGAAAUGUCCAACGAUUAUCAUGCAUUACUAUUUUAACACCGGGAAUGCCGUCCCCAUAGUAGCAACAACGCAUGGUAAUGCAACUCGUCCGCACGCCAGAUCCUUUAUUUCUAGAGAGCACUCUCUCAAGCAAGAAGUAAAAGAAACACUUCGUACAGAUAGACGUGCGCCAAGGAUUAUUCAAGACGAAAAAUCGAAAGAUAUCGAUUUGCUUGACCCUCCACUACAGUCAACCACUAUUCGGGACAGCAAGCAACUGUAUAACUACCGGCAUUUGUAUGGAGAAGCGAAAACCAAAACCAGUAUCGAUCAAAUUCAGGAAGUUAUUCUAAAACUCCUUGAACAGGGAUCCUCUGCUGAUGAAAUUGACCCUGAUGUGCUCGACAAGAAUCAAGCAUUCGUCAGAGAAUUCCUCCUCAGACACGAGAAACAAGGUUGUUUUGUGGCGUAUUUACAGCAGUCCUUGACAGAUAUAGAACGUUUCUCUACCACAUCAUCAAAUCCCAGGUUCUCUACACCUUUGGCUUGUGACACAACAUUUAAUAUUGCAAACCAUCUUGUCACACAAACGACAUACAAGCAGAUGUCGGUAAUUGGCAGGGAGAGUUUAAAGAAUCCUUGGUUUCCGGGUCCAUUCCUUGUCCAUCGAAAUCAAUCUACGCAGGAGUUCUCGUAUUUUUGGCAAGCAGUAAAAAGAGGGAAUCCAGCCCUUUCCAAUAUUCUUGUUCUUGGUACCGAUGAAGACGAAGCACUUUCGGGCGGGAUUUUGCAGGAAACAAGUGGAACGACCAUCCAUCUCUUGGGCAAAGAACAUGUUCAAGCCAAUGUAGAUAAGAAAUUGCAGUCCCUAAAUUUCCAGUCAAUACAAAAAAACAUUAUUUUGAGUGAUAUUUUCGGGGGUACCACGUGCAAAGAAGAAGAUUCUCUCUACGGAAGCGAAAGUACUCAAAUUUAUAACCGUAAGCUGUUGCAACUGAAGUCAAAAUGGCUACAAAUGGAAAAAGAAUACACGAGUAAUCGUCCAGCAAAUAAGUUCGUAGAUUAUUUUGAAGCUCAUAAGGAGAAGCAAAUAAGGGACAAAAUGAUUAAAGAAGUUCGAAAGCAAGCUUUUAUUGAUGGGGUGUAUGGUCAAAAUCCAAUUGAGUGGCAAAAUUUCUUAUCCAAAGAUGAAAUAUCCGCCAGCGUUCGUUCAGAAGGUCGUAGUCAUCGCGACGCCACACUUUCAGAAUGCCUAGACGCCUUGAAAACACGCAGUCUCCGUUUGUAUAGCAAUGUCGUCAAAGCUUUAUACGAUGAUGGUCCGUACGUCAUAUCACCAGCCUAUCACAUGUUUCGUAAAACAUAUGCAGAAUGGAAAAGCAUGUCAUCAAACGAAAGAAAGUCGCACAUCUCAGCAUUCAUGGCUUAUAUUCCGACCGACGAUGUACUUCUGCGCUCCGGAGUUCGAAGUUCGACUUUGGCCAAUCGCGAUGACGAAGAAAUCGAAGAACCUAUUCCAAAUAUUUCCUUGUUGGAUGACGAAACACCCGAUCAAGUCCCACCCAAGUCAACGGAUAGAGAAGAUGGUCUUGUGGUGUCACAACAAAUCUCGAAUUCUCCACCACCAAAUCACUCUGAUCCGUUCAAGCCGGUGGUUAAAAGCCAAAUCGUUCUCGACAAACCACGACGCAAGCUCUCAGUAUCGCUUGAAGAAGCUACGGUUCUAAAAGAUGUUUUGCCUCAUCAUCUCUUGGAAGAUGCUUUUCAUAAAGCCGAAGAACUAAUAAACGAACCCAAUUCCAUCACUAAAGCGGCUUCAGAUGAUGAUCGUUUACGCACUGUUAAAAGUCGUUAUGGAUCUGUACCGUUGAUUGUUAAGCCCUUUCCGAAGAACAGAGAUCUUUUUCAGUGUACGUGCAAAGUCUAUAAAGCAUUGGGAAUGUGCUGUGACGCCAUUGCCGUCGCUGAUGAAGUCGGAGUUCUCUGCAACUACCUUUGUGAACUAAGAAAAAAACUUGGAAAACGAAAGAAAAGUGGAAAAGGAGCCGUCAACAUUACAGCAGCUGUUCAAUCUGAUCUUAGCUCUUCAUUAAAAGGACACAAACAGAACGAGGCUCAAAAACUUUCUCGCAGAAAAUCCAAAUCCUUUCAAGAGUCGAUUGCAGAAGAUCUAAUUCAGAGAAAACCAACUACAAGUGAUGGUUCCUUUGUUAUUGGAUCGGUAAACCAUUCCAAUAUCCAACAGUCAUCAUCCAUGAGUACGCCGGCCGGCUUGACUCGUUAUCCUCCAUUCUUGUCGACGGCAUCCGUAUUCCAGUCAACAAACCAAUACGUCGUCACUGGUGCACAAUCCUCUCUUGCUCCACUGAUGACUCCGCGUGAGCCAACCCUUACUUCGGCCGUACAGUACAGUAAUAGAGAUAGUGUUACAUUCCAACAGCCUUCUACGUCAUCUGCCACCUGCGGUGAGAUUGAAAGCCAGCCUUGCAUCGGCAUUCCGCAACCACAAUGUCGCCAAUUAAGUGGUGUUGAUAUACAGCAGCAAAGCAAUCCAAGCAAUCGUUUUGCUUCCUGGAAUUCCAGCAUGUCCCCAUAUCGGUACGAAUUGGUUCUUUUACCAAAUUCUGUCACAAAAUGCUAUGGCUGUUAUCAAGAGUUCACGCAAGGAUAUCGAAUGCCACCUAAUAACCUGGUUGUUAGGCAUAUGGACAGAAGAAUAACUGGACGUGACCAAAGCGGACAAUUGUUAUUUAGUCCAGACUUUAAAGCCACAUAUUAUCAUCCUGUUAAAGAGCAUAUUAUGCUAAAGAAUCCUGUAUUUGAUGGUCGUGUCGUCGUCGCUCCCGUUCUGUCUCAGAUGCUUUCACCAGACCAUCUUCAUGUUGUUAACAAUGUACUAAAUCUUGAUUUUAAUUAUCUUCAGGAUAGCUAA